Molecule: messenger RNA, 1042 nt
Organism: Mytilinidion resinicola
Lineage: Eukaryota; Fungi; Ascomycota; Dothideomycetes; Mytilinidiales; Mytilinidiaceae
Exons: 2
Coding region: 254-955 (233 amino acids)
Source: RefSeq, a predicted model, not a curated record
UCUGAACUCCAGAACAUGCAAUAUGAAAAUGUCCUGGAUGACCAAUCACCAUAAGCAAGCAUCACCUUGCUAGAACACUAAAUGGUAGCGCGACACCGUCAUACUUCCGAACGGUCCGCCGAGGCGUCCUUGAAAGUGUAAACACACCCCACAAUACCCUCUGUCUUCCCGCAUGAGUCUCUUCAAGUCCUCACACACCUUUCGUUCGCCUGUUUCUCGUGCUCUUCUCCCCAUCUUGUCCUAUUGACCGACAAUGGGCGUCACCCUCUCCACCAACUCCGCCCUCGCCCCCAUCUCCUUCGCGUCCACCGUCAUCGGCUUCAUCAGCUUCGCCUUCACACUCGCAACCUUCCUCAACGUGUUCUGGAGCAACCUCCUUACCUUCUUCAGCGCACCCACCGAAAUACACGACUACCUCUCGAACCUCAAGCAGGGCCUCUACGAAGAGCGGACCCAUCUGCGGCGUGCGCGCCGCCGCGACCGCCGAAAGAGCGUGGGGAGUCGCACACGAGAGAAAGAUGCUGGGAUUCGCUCGUUUACGAGGGGCCACUCGCAGGACGAGGACGUGGCGUUGCGGGUCAUGCGUGAGACGAUCAAGCAUAUGAUACGGCAGUUUCGGGCGCUUGAGCGGCCGUUUUUGAGGGAUAGGGCGGGGUUGGCGCGAGAGGAGAAGGGGUAUGCGGAUGAGGAUGAGGUUGAGUGGCCGGAUUACUAUAGGACGGAUUACAGGGAGUGUGGGUUUCGGGAGAGGUUUGUGUGGUUGCGGCGGAAGAAUGAUGUUGUGAAUUUGCUGGAGGGAUUGGCUAGGGUGGAGACGAGGAGGAUUGCGAAGGAGGUUGGGGACGUUGCGAUGAUGGUGAGAGACCUUGGAAGAGACCUCGCGGACAUGCAUGACUCUGUCUACGGACUUGAGCAGAGACUAUCGAGAGUGGUGGGAAUAAGACGGGUUGAUUGAGCAAAAAGACGAGAAUGAGUCUUAUCCCACCAGCUAACUUUAUUAAUCUAAAAGCAAUAAUCCAUCCGUAUGUACACCCCACGGCCG